AUGAAAAGCAAAUGCUAUUUAGUAGUCUACUGGCUCAUCAAGCUGUUUUGUUUGGAGCCUUGGGCGCUGAUCCUCGCCCGUGCUAUAGCUGGUAUACCCUGCUCAGCUUGCUACAUCGUUCUGCCCAUCUACAUCAAAGAGAUCAGUGAUAUCGACCUCCGAGGUGCCUUAGGAUCAUUACUUAUAUUGAACAGAAACAUUGGAUAUCUAGCUAGUUACAUAUGCGCUGAUUUGCUAAGCGUUAAUGCUAUGUUAUGGUUGGGUGUGAUAGUUCCAACUGUGAUAUUCUUCAUACUUCUCCUCAUGCCGGAGACGCCAGAAUUUCUAGUCAAACAAGGAAAGAUUGACGAGGCAAAAGCAGUAUUGGCUUGGCUACGUGGUGUAUCUACAGUAGACAGAGCUCUGGAAACAGAGAUCGACAACGUGGUUCGAGUAGAGAAACAGACCAAGGAGGAAACCAAAUCUGUUUGGGGUAUUAUUUUACGCGACCAGCCAACGCGUAAAGCUUUCAUCAUCACCCUCAUCAUCAAAAUAGCUCAGCAAUUCGAUGGGUACCUCAUCGUUCUCAUCUACGCUGGUUUCGUAUUCUCAAAGGCCUCGGAUAGUAUCAGCUUAAAACUGAGCCCCAAUAAACAGAUUAUUAUGAUCGGAAUAGUCCAACUGCUUGGCUCCAUAUUCGCUACUUGUAUCGUCGAGAAAACUGGAAGAAAGCUUCUUCUAGUGACGACAUCAUUCGCAGUAGGUGUUGGUAUGCUGGUAUUGUCGGCGUGGUUCUAUGUGACGUCAGCUGGCAUUUGGAUGCCUGGCUGGUUGCCUGUACUGGCCAUGUGCGUGUGCAUCUUCGCUGACGCCGCUGGUUUCCAACCGAUCUCCUAUAUCAUCAUUACGGACCUCUUCACUUUCCAGCUGAUCGGCAUACACUGGACUUUCCUUUUCUUCGCCAUCGUCUGUUUCUUCUCCACCAUCUAUACGAUCUUCGACUUCCCCGAAACCAGGAAUAAAACUGUCGAAGAAAUCUACAGCAAGUUAAACAGAAGAAACAAGGCGAACAAAAGUACUGCUGUGCCGUAG
Diatraea saccharalis (sugarcane borer) is the source of this 1071-nucleotide messenger RNA. Lineage: Eukaryota; Metazoa; Arthropoda; Insecta; Lepidoptera; Crambidae. The record is from the annotation of a GenBank genome assembly.